Molecule: messenger RNA, 1244 nt
Organism: Cajanus cajan (pigeon pea)
Lineage: Eukaryota; Viridiplantae; Streptophyta; Magnoliopsida; Fabales; Fabaceae
Product: BRI1 kinase inhibitor 1
Cellular component (GO): plasma membrane
Molecular function (GO): kinase inhibitor activity
Source: RefSeq, a predicted model, not a curated record
ACUCACUCUCAUUCUUUUCUUCCUUUUUGUUCCUUUAUCCCCUCUAAAGGUUUAUUUGACAUUCAUACAAGUUAGACUACAAAACUUUUCCUCUGGCUACCAAAAGGAAAAGACUAACCACCAAGAAUUUCAGAUAUUGCAUCAAGUUUUGUUAGCCUUGAAGGAACCCUCACACUGUUAUGGAAACUCACCAGCACCAAAAGAAGACAGAAAACGAUGUGGCAAAUCUCAUAGUAGAAGUAGCACCACAGUUGAGGCAAGAAGGAAACAGAGAACAAGAGCAAGCACCCUCACCACAAUCUUCAACACCCUCUUCCCCUUCUCAAGAGUUCUCCUUCAAAAUCUCCCUCCACCACCCCACAUUCUCUCACAACUCACCACCAUCUCUUGCACUUGAUUUGUCACCUGCUGAUGACAUAUUCUUCCAUGGUCACUUGCUCCCUCUCCAACUCCUAUCACACCUCCCUGAAUCACCACGCUCUUCAACCAAUUCCAUGGACAGUUUCACUCUCCCCAUCAGAGACUUUCUAGAAGAUGAAAACCAAAACCACCCCAUUAAGGACAGUGGCAGCACCACCACCUCAGACAGCAACAACAGCAGCAAAAGAGACCAAGACAACAUAGGAAGAAAAAGGGUACAAGGUAAGUCCAAGUUUGGUUUUUCAUUGUUUGGAUUGACCAAGGGGCACAAAGGGUGCCAAGAUAAGGAAGGUAAUGAAGUGAAGCACAAGAAGAAGCCAAGGUUUGAUUUUGAUGUGAUCCAUGCAAUCAAAAAGUACUUGAGACUGGUCCAGCCUAGGAUGCUUUUCAAGGGACAAAGAGAGAAAAUUAGACCCCAUAAUGGACAGUGUUAUUCUUAUUCAGGGAAUGUUACUCCAACAAAUUUGAGGGGUUGGAGAGGGCAAUAUUCAGCACCAGCAUCAAUGAGGACUUCUCCAACAAACAGUGGUCUCUUGAUUGCAACCACACCUCUUCCUCCUGCUAGUGACAGUACCAUGGAAGAGUUGCAAGCUGCCAUUCAAGCUGCAAUUGCUCACUGCAAAAACUCAAUUGCAAAAGAAGAGAAGCUCAAGUGCUGAUUCAAAGAUAGGAGAGAUUUUUUCUUUAUCUUUUUUGUCCCUAGUGUUUUAUUUACUAUCAUUCAUUUUCUAUGUGCUAUUUAAGGUAUCUUGUACAUAAAAAAUGUACCAUCAUAAUGUGGUUAAAAAAUCACAGCUAGAAAUAAUAUCUCAGAAGAUUAAGAA